Molecule: messenger RNA, 4649 nt
Organism: Crotalus tigris (Tiger rattlesnake)
Lineage: Eukaryota; Metazoa; Chordata; Lepidosauria; Squamata; Viperidae
Gene: CEP120
Product: centrosomal protein 120
Exons: 20
Coding region: 352-3291 (979 amino acids)
Biological process (GO): positive regulation of centriole elongation; interkinetic nuclear migration; centrosome cycle
Cellular component (GO): centrosome; centriole
Source: RefSeq, a predicted model, not a curated record
CCGCCGGUCCAGUAAGUGGCGCUGUGGCUCUUCGCUCUGAAGACAGAGACCGAGAGACGGAAGUGAAGCAACAGGCUGGGCCGGCGCUGUUCUUCCCUCGGCCACUGGUUCUUGCGUUCCGGCAUGCCCUCUCCUUACUCCUCCCGGUUGCUAAGCGGCGGCUGAAUUGAAAACGAGUCGGAGGCGCGAAAGAGCUUCGGGCCGGCGGGACUGGAAGAGAGUGACCUGUCUUCUGGCGUGGCUCUUGGCGUCCGAUAUAGGAAGUCAGCUUCCGACGUUACCAGCCGUGCUUUCUUCUGGAACGAAUAAGCCGUGAGCCAGCCAGUCUUGGCUCGGUAGCUGCUGACCCGAAUGAAAAUGGGCCCUAAGUCUGACCAGCUCCUCAUUGUGGUCUCUAUCUUGGAAGGGCGUUAUUUUCCAAAACGUCCAAAGCGUCUGCUGGUGGUAGAAGCAAAGUUUGAUGGCGAACAUUUGGCUACAGAUCCUGUGGAACAUACUGAUCAACCAGAAUUUGCCACAGAGUUAGCUUGGGAACUUGAUAGGAAAGCACUUCACCAACACAGAUUACAGCGUACACCUGUCAAGUUGCAGUGCUUUGCUUUGGAUUCUCUAUCUGCAGUUAAAGAGACAAUAGGUUAUAUUGUGCUAGAUUUAAGAACUGCUCAAGAGAAAAAGCAGCCACCAAAAUGGUAUCCUUUACUCAGCAAUAGAUACACAAAAUUUAAGCCUGAAUUGCAACUAAAUCUGAUGUUAGAAACUGACACCAAGGCAUCCAUCAAUGGUUUUAAAGCAAGGGAAGCACCUCCCAGAGAAAUGGCAGUAUCUUUUCAGUUUCCUGGAUUGGACCCCAAAAGUCUUGUACCUGUGCUGAAUGAAGAGGAAGGAUACCAUCAAAUUGGACCAGCAGAAUAUUGCCGUGACUAUUUUGUUUUAUCAGUUACUAUUGCAUUUGCUACACAAUUAGAACAGUUAAUACCUACCACAGUGAAAAUUCCAGAACGACAGCCUGAAUUCUUCUUUUACUAUUCACUCCUUGGUAAUGAUGUUACCAAUGAACCAUUUACUGACCUGAUGAAUCCAAACUUUGAACCAGAAAGAGCAUCUGUUAGAAUACGCAGCAGCAUUGAAGUUCUAAGAGCUUACUUUUUUGCUCACUCAAAGUUGCAGAUUCAUCUCUGUUGUGGGGACCAAUCUCUUGGAAGCACUGAAAUUCUUUUAACUAGCUUAUUAAAGAAAGGAAGUACCGAAAUUUGUCAGCAUCCAGUAGCUAUAGAAGGAGCAUUUAUUCUUGUUCCACCUAAUAGAGCUCGGCAGAAACUGCCACCCUUGCCUUUGGAUAUGGCACCUACUGUUGGGGUAUCGGUAUCACUUCAGAAGGAUGGCAGAGUUUGUCAGCCUAUAAUCCAAUCAGCUGCAAAGGCUGAGACUGAAAAUGUGAAAAAAGGUUUGUCCCCAACACAUGAUAAAGAAGUGAGACCUGAAAAUGGCUCCCAAGGUAUCUUACCUCAGACACAACAUUCUCCCCCCAUAAAAGAGGAUGCUACAGAAAGUGAAGUAGAAAGUAUUCAGUAUGACAAAAAUCCAAAAUUACAGAAAACAGCUUUGAAAAGUAAACUGCCUGCUUCUCAGACUCAACAUCCCAGUACUUCUGAAUCCAAUACAGGACAAAAAAUUGCUGUUCCUGCAUCAUCCCAUCAUUUUUGUUUUUCGGUAGAUUUAAGAGCUGUCCAUAAUCUGGAUGCUGGAUUUCCUGUUAAUUGUAUGUUAAGGUAUUCAUAUCCAUUUUUUGGCAGUGCUGCACUCAUUAUGACAAAUCCUCCUGUGGAAGUAAGAAAAAACAUGGAAGUAUUUCUUCCACAAUCUUACUGUGCAUUUGAUUUUGCAACUAUGCCCCAUCAGCUUCAAGAUACCUUUUGCAGGUUACCACUGCUGGUGGAACUGUGGCAUAAAGAUAAAACAACUAAAGACUUGCUUCUAGGUGUUGCAAGACUCCAGCUUUCAAAGAUUUUGGCCAUGGAAAAAACACGUUUUCUAGGAGGAAAUGGCGAGCAGUGUUGGCGUCAGACCUUCAGUGAAACUAUUCCUUUUACAGCCGCACAGGGGCCAAGCAACAAGAUUGCAGAUCUUUCAUAUAUAGUGACUCUAGAAGACUAUGGACUUGUGAAAAUGCAUGAAGUUCUGGUGUCUGAUUCUUCUCGGUGUUUAGGUGCUGAUGAGCUACUAGGAGUUCCUAAAGUACAGCCUGAAGUCCAUACUGAACCAAGAGAAACACUGGAAUAUAAAGCAGCACUUGAACUAGAAAUGUGGAAGGAACUACAAGAAGAUCUUUUUGAGAAUCAGCUGAAGAAGAAGGAGUUGGCUCAUAUGCAGGCCCUGGCAGAAGAGUGGAAAAAAAGGGAUAGAGAAAGAGAAGCUUUGGUAAAGAAAAAAGUUGCAGAGUAUACAGUUUUGGAAGAAAAACUUCAAAAAACUUUAACUGACUUAGAAAAACGUGAAAAACAGCUUGUCAAUGCUGAAACUGAGCUCCAGCGGUUAAAGAAGGAGCUCCAAGCAGAACAUGAACGAAAUCAGCAGGAAGUUCAAGAUACAAUACGGCGAGUCAAACAAGAAUGUGCACACCAGAUUGAGUUGGAAAGGGUGAGAAUUAGGCAAUUUGAGGAGGACAAGAUCCGUGCACAAGAACAACUAUACCAGGCAGAAAACAAGCAUAAGGCUCUGGAGAAAGAAUUUCAGCAGUAUAAGGAGCAACAAAGUAACAGACCGGAAAUCCGAAUGCAAUCAGAAAUAGGCAUUCUAACUUUAGAGAAGGGGGAUCUUGAAAGAAAGUUGGAAUCGGCUACUAAAGCAAAACUACAUUACAAGCAACAGUGGGCACGAGCUUUGAAGGAACUAGCAAGGCUAAAACAGCGUGAGCAAGAGAAUGCUAUGGCCCGUCUUAAAAAGCAGCAACAAGAACUUGAACACAUGAGACUUCGGUACCUUGCAGCAGAAGAGAAAGAAUUAGGGAAGACACAGCGGCAAGAGCUAGAGGAUAUCAGAAAUGAGCUGAACAGAUUGAAACAAGAAGAAGACAAGAAAAAGUCACAAGAUGCCCAAGAGUUAUUGGGAGUCCAACUGCAAAAUUCUCACACUGGGAAAGGAGAUGAGGCUUUGGAUGACUACCUUGCACGUCUAAUAGAGGAGAGGGAUACCUUGUUGAGAACAGGUGUAUAUAAUCAUGAAGAUCACAUCGUAAGUGAGCUUGAUCGUCAAAUCAGUGAAGUGCUUGCAAAAAGAAAUAGAAGCAAGUAGCAGGAUUCAAGAGAAUUAGUCAUUUUUUUUUUUACUUCCAAGAUUCAGGUUUUAACAAAUGGUAGAUUGAAUCAGAUUUUUGAAGGAUUUGUGUAUAUACUCCUGUCUCCCAAGACUUAUUGCUAAACUAGAAUAUCACUAUACUACUUCUAAGAAAUGGGAAGAACAUUGACUACUUCAAUUAUUUUAUUACUUUUUUACCUAUUUAUUUUUGUCAAUUGGUCAGUAUUGCAAAAGCUUUCAUUUACACAGUGGAAAUAUUUCUUGUCAGAAUUUAUUGCUUGCUUAUUUUAUUACAUGCCUGCGUUUUUAAAGAAAUUUCAAUAAAACUGCAUUUAGGAAAAUGUCCUACAAUAAUUUGUAGUAACUUUUAAGCAAAAUUGAGAUUACAUGUCUACUUUUCCUUAUAUGAUAGAUUUUCCUUUAAAGAAACUACUUUACUUAUUCAGAUGAUGAAUUGUUUAACAAUAAGUUGUACAAAUAGGCUCUUAUUUAGGUUGAAUAGCACAGUUCUUACUGACAAGUAGCUGAAUCCUAAGCAAGUUAUGUUAAACUCACAAUUCAUUUAAGAUCCAUCAAGCAAUGGCACCUGGUUUAACUGGGCCAAUUUGUAGUGAAAGAAAUGGUGGAAGAGUAUUUGGAAAAUUUGGUAGCAGAUAGCCAUGCUUUUAAGUGCAUUCCUCUGAUCUGUAAAAGGAGAUGGCUUACUUAAUAUUACAUCCAGUUUAUAACCACUUUGCAUAUCAAAUAGUUGUCAGGAUAGAUUAAUGUUUUCCUUACAUCAAUAUUAUUGUCAUCCAUAUAUUAAAAUUUAUACAGAAUUAAGUGAGGGGUGAUCUGUAUAUCUGGAAGCUAUUGCCUAUAUCAGUUGUCCAAUCUAACACUAAGCAAGCACACAGUUGUUUAGAUAUUACUAGGCCUGCAUCUUGCUACACAGUGAUUUUACAUGUUCAAGACAGAUUUUGCGAUAUAAAUAAUCCAGCAUAUCAGGCUAUGGCUCUGUGCUUAAAAUUAGAAAAUAAAAUGUUUAAUUCAACAGUGUAAUUAUCCAUCUAUUGGAUUUAAUUAUUUAAUUAAAUUUAAUUAUUAAAUAUCCAUCUCUUUAAAGGAUAUUUUAAAAGAUGUUAGUAACUUGGGCUAUACUCAAAUAAUUUAUCUCCUAUGUGAUAUGUAAUAGACACACAAACACAUGCAUUCUAAUCCUAAUUCUCACUUUAUCGUGAUUACCGGGUUUUAUUUAUAUUGUUUUAUUGAUUUUCCUGCUUGAUCAUUGUGAGAGGCCCAAAGUCAUUGAAAGUUGAGCAACAUACAAAUUUAAUAAUAUUAUAUUCACCACCAAAUAAAAAGUAACAAUGGAA